GUGUUGUAUUAUUACAUCUUUACCCUAUUUCGGAAAUUAAAUUAUUGAUAGUUAUGGUUGCAUCUAGUUCUAAUAUAUCUGAAGUAGCUGAAGUCUUAGAGCUUCGUAUAGAAAAAGAGACAUUAAAUAAGAGUUUUAUUGAACAGAAGCACAAGUAUAUUUAUGAUGUUGAUUCUAUUAAAGAUCUAGUAGUAUAUAGAAGAAAAGAUAAACUUCUCAGCAAAAAAUUAAAAGCCUCUAAUGAAGAUAAAAGUAAUGGCAGUAAUAAGAAAACACAAAUAGUAUUUUAUAAUGAUGUUGAUAUUGAUCAUAGCGAAAUUAAAGCAAAUAGAUGUAAAUAUAGAUUGUGCUAUAAAAAAGAUCAUUAUGCUCCCAGAUGUUCUAAUAAGAAAAAUGAACAGAUAGACUCUUCUAAAGAAGUGUUUAGACUUG
This is a messenger RNA of Racocetra persica, 432 nucleotides long. The record is from the annotation of a GenBank genome assembly. NCBI's taxonomy places the organism in Eukaryota, Fungi, Glomeromycota, Glomeromycetes, Diversisporales, Gigasporaceae.